Messenger RNA from Phoenix dactylifera (date palm), 1423 nucleotides. NCBI's taxonomy places the organism in Eukaryota, Viridiplantae, Streptophyta, Magnoliopsida, Arecales, Arecaceae. The record is from RefSeq and is a predicted model, not a curated record.
AGUUACUCGGAUAAAAAAUAAAUGAAGCAGUACAAAAAUAACACAGAAAUCUGAUGCAGAAGAUGUCACACAAAGUUAUCCCUAAGCAAGAUUUCUUUUGUUUUUCAAUUCACUUGCAUCUUUAAAUCCAAACAGGGAUUUUUUUUCCUUCACUUGCCAAGUCAAUGCCUUACCAAAACGGAGUAAAAGAGAUCCGCUUGAUAAUCCAGUCUUUGACAGACAGAAUCUCUUCCAUGAGCUCGUACAUCCCUGUCCUUGGAGUCCUUAGGAGUGAGGAGAUGGCCAACCCGGUGUGACCAUAUCAACACCUAUUCCGCUGCAAUAGAAAAAUAUUCCGAUUAGAGUUAUGCCUGGAAUAUCGUUAGUCCCUAGCUCCACAAAUACUUUUAAAAGUCUCCCAUUAUAAUAAAAACCAAAUAGCUUGUGUUUAGUCGUCACCUGCACCCGAUCCUACACUCCUUUAACAACAAAACAACCAAAUUUCCAAAAACGCAGGCUAAUCUAUGACAUUUAGAAUCAGGAGGAUGAGAAGGUGAGCGACCACAAGCUCCAAUCCCGUCAGAUCACCAACCGAAGAUUACUCUCUUAAAGCCCUUCACCUACAUAAAAGCCUAGCUGCAGCUCCUAAUCUUCACAAAAUAAAAAGAAAACCCUACAAGCUCCUUUCUUCGCCUAUAGUUUUCUUCAUCCAUGGCUUCUCGCAGUUGCCUACUCCUAGUUUUGCUUGUGACAUUAUUUAGCAGUGAUGCAAGCUUUGCGGCUCGCCAUCUUUUAGACACUUCAGCUCCAGAGGCUGCACCGGCAUUGCCGACUUUGCCUCCAAUUCCUACACUGCCAAAACCAACGGUACCGUCGCUGCCGACCACCCAGCUGCCUCCGCUGCCAUCCAUGCCGACACUUCCGAAGCCAUCGUUGCCACCGAUGCCGACGGUGCCGCUGCCUAAGCUCGCGGCACCACCCAUGCCGGCUGGCCCAAUGCCUUCCCUUCCUCGGCCCGCAAUUCCAACCAACGUGCCCGUUAUCCCCACAAUUCCCACCAUUAAUGCAUUGCCUCCGAUGCCUAAAACUCCAUUGCCAACCAUUCCUUCCAUCCCUACAAGCAUUCCUCCAAUGCCAUCCGUUCCCACGAACAUGCCGUCGAUCCCCGGCCUCCAGCUGCCACCCAUCCCUUUCCUCUCCCCACCCUCUAGCCCGUGAGCGCCUCAAGAUUGUGAAGAACAUUGGGAGUCAUUUGAGGGUCAGUGGCAUCAGUAGUAUGAAGAGAGGGGACUUGCAGUUGUUGGUAUGAGAGGUUUGAGUAUGUUUAUAUAUGUAUUGUUUGGUUGGUGAGAGGUCAGUGCAUUGAUGGUUCUUUUGUCAUGUAUUGAUCAUUUCAGUGACUAGAAUAUUUCUUGCAUAGCAAGCAUUAUGGUACAAAUUAUAU